UUCUCACUUUUCAGAGACACAACUAACAGCUGACAUCCUCGAUACCCGGUAGUAGAGUGUGGGACAUAGAUACAAUGACAUCAACAACGACAAACUUCCUCCCUCUGAUCACAUCGUUACAGUCCGAUCUUAUCAGUGCAACGUCUAAGAUCGCCACCAUCACUGACAAGGUGCCGUUCAUAGCGCAGUCAAGAUCCAUAGACUACAUAUCAGCUUCUUUAGCUCUUGCGCUCAAUGAGGAGUUGGCUGCGACUGCCACGGCCAGCUCAGUGGUGGAAUCAGCAACGGCAGCUGCUUCUGCUGCGGAGUCCAUGCUGAGCUCGUACUACUUGGCUGAUAACUUGUACGGCAUGACGCCGUCCAAUGGUGGUAACAUGGCGAUGGCCAUUGUGAUGGGAAUAUUCAUGGGCUCGCAGAUACUUCUCGGUGCGUGGUUCAGAACCUGGUGGUUUGGUAUCUCCUACUUCUGCGGUACUUUCCUUGAGAUGCUUGGUUACAUUGGUCGUACGCUGUCAAGUACGGAUCCGCAAGAGCUGAACCCGUUCCUUAUACAGAUCAUUUGCUUGACCAUUGCACCUUGUUUCAUCAUGGCCGGUAUUUACUAUCUGCUGGGACAACUCAUCCAGAUAUACGGGAAACAGUACGCGCUACUGAAGCCGUUAUGGUACACGUAUAUCUUUGUCACUUGUGACGUGAUAUCUCUGGUCAUCCAAGCGGCCGGUGGUGGUAUUGCAGCAGUGUCGUUGACUCAGUACGAAUCUGCUGAUACUGGUACGCACAUUAUGGUUGGUGGUUUGGCAUUCCAAGUGUUUUCCAUGUCUAUCUUCCUGUACUUCUUCCUGGACUUCAUCUGGAAGAUCAGGUACAUGAGAAAGGGCUACUAUGACAUGGAGUUCGAGCCUAAGUACGCACAUGUUCGUGAACGUAAGAUCUUCAAGUACUUCCCUGUUAUUAUAUUCCUGGGUGUCAUCUUUGUCUACGUCCGUUCUAUCUAUAGAGUUAUCGAGCUUGCAGAGGGUUGGACGGGCUUUUUGAUUGUUCACGAGGUUUACUUUAUGAUUCUUGAUGCGCUGAUGAUGGCUCUAACGUGUGUGAUGUUCGUUCCAUUCCAUCCAGGAUUCGUCCUGGGUAAAGGUUCUAUUCCUGUGGAGGGAACAAGGGCAUAUUCGAAGAUGAUCAAGAAGGAAGCUGGCUAUGAUCUCAGCUCACUGAAAGAGGUAUCGAACGAAGUUGAGAUAAACAGAGAUGACCUUCAAGAGUCGAACAGCUCACCUUCUCGCUCGCAUUACCGUUUCAGUAACCCAUUUGCCGCAUAGGAGUCCAGACCUUGUAUAAUAUUCUACGCAUCAAUCAACGUUGGCUU
Williopsis jadinii is the source of this 1363-nucleotide messenger RNA. Its product is annotated as RTA1 domain-containing protein. Bases 75 to 1316 code for a protein of 413 amino acids. Lineage: Eukaryota; Fungi; Ascomycota; Saccharomycetes; Phaffomycetales; Wickerhamomycetaceae. The record is from RefSeq and is a predicted model, not a curated record. Gene Ontology annotation, cellular component: plasma membrane; fungal-type vacuole. The transcript has a single exon.